CUGAGGGCGGUUGUUCGUUUGUACGGGUCGCGUAUCUCAGCGAUUUAUUGUGGGAUAAUUAUUAUUUCCGACUCUACCAGGGUUUAACCGCGGGCGUAGCACCAUGGCGGACGAGGAGAAUAAUUGUGAUGACGGUGUUGUUGAUCUUAAAGGGGGUAUGCGGUUGCGAGGCCGUAAGGGAGCUCUCAAGAAGAAGAACGUUUACCUGGUGAAAGACCACAAGUUUAUGCCGAGGUUCUUCAAGCAGCCUACCUUCUGUUCUCACUGCAAGGACUUUAUAUGGGGCUUCGGAAAACAAGGCUUCCAGUGCCAAGUAUGCAGCUUCGUGGUGCACAAGCGAUGCCACGAGUACGUCACGUUCACCUGUCCCGGCGCGGACAAGGGCGCCGACUCCGACGACACUCGUACUCGUCACAACUUCAAAAACUACACAUAUUCCUCGCCGACCUUCUGCGACCACUGCGGUUCUCUCCUCUACGGACUAAUCCACCAGGGCCUCAAAUGUCAAGCAUGCGACAUGAACGUGCACAAACGCUGCGAGGAGUCUGUACCCAACCUGUGCGGCUGCGACCACACCGAGCGACGCGGCCGCAUCCAGCUCGCAGUCUCCUGCCAUGGCAACAAGCUCACCGUGGAAGUAAAACAAGGCCGCAACUUGAUCCCCAUGGAUCCUAACGGGCUGUCCGAUCCCUACGUGAAGCUGAAGCUGAUUCCGGACUCGGACAACGUGAAGAAAAAAACCAAGACCAUUCGUAGCUGUCUCAACCCCGAAUGGAAUGAGACCCUUACCUUCGAGCUCAAGCCUGAGGAUAAAGACCGGAGACUCCUUAUUGAGGUUUGGGAUUGGGAUCGCACAUCCCGUAAUGAUUUCAUGGGUUCUCUUUCUUUCGGCAUCUCCGAAGUUAUGAAAGCGCCGGCCGACGGGUGGUUCAAGCUCCUCACGCAAGAGGAAGGCGACUUCUACAAUGUGCCAGUACCCGAGGAAGGUGCGGACUUGGCUCAGCUAAAGAACCAGAUGAAGGCGACCAGCUUGGGAGCGCGACGACCACCCCCUCCACCGGAUAGAGAGGUGCCUCAUAAUAUGGCAGCAGCUGAUGUUAUCCGAGCGUCCGAUUUCAACUUUGUCAUGGUGCUGGGGAAAGGAUCUUUCGGAAAGGUAAUGCUGGCAGAACGUCGCGGCACGGACGAGUUGUACGCCAUCAAGAUCCUGAAGAAGGACAUUAUCAUACAGGACGACGAUGUUGAGUGCACUAUGGUUGAGAAACGAGUGCUUGCACUCAGCACCAAACCACCCUUCCUUGUGCAACUGCACUCUUGUUUCCAGACCAUGGAUCGGCUGUACUUCGUUAUGGAGUACGUCAACGGCGGUGAUCUGAUGUUCCAAAUCCAGCAGUGCGGUAAAUUCAAGGAACCGGUCGCAGUUUUCUACGCCUCCGAGAUAGCGAUCGGCUUGUUCUUCUUACAUUCCCGCGGUAUUAUCUACCGCGACUUGAAGCUUGACAACGUGCUUUUAGACCAGGAUGGGCACAUUAAAAUUGCUGAUUUCGGAAUGUGCAAAGAAGGAAUUACCGGUGAUAAAACUACCAAGACCUUUUGCGGUACACCUGACUACAUCGCUCCGGAAAUUAUCUUGUAUCAGCCUUAUGGGAAGUCUGUUGAUUGGUGGGCAUACGGUGUGCUGUUGUAUGAAAUGCUUGUGGGACAGCCACCGUUUGAUGGAGAAGACGAAGAGGAACUGUUUGCUGCUAUUACGGAUAAUAGCGUCUCGUAUCCGAAGACUCUUAGCAAGGAAGCUAAGGAUGCCUGCAAGUCUUUCCUUACAAAGAACCCUCAAAAACGUCUCGGUUGUGGUCUCCGCGGUGAAGAGGACGUUCGCACCCACGUUUUCUUCCGUCGCAUUGACUGGACGCGGGUUGAAGCGAGGGAUGUUCAACCACCCUUCAAACCUAAAAUUAAACAUCGUAAAGACGUGUCCAACUUCGACAAGCAGUUCACCCAGGAGAAGACGGAACUCACGCCAACUGAUAAGCUGUUCAUGAUGAACCUCGACCAGACAGAGUUCAUGGGCUUCUCAUUCCUCAACCCGGAAUACGUGCAACACGUGUGAACUGACAGGUGCACCUUUCUGCAUCACUUGAAGCUAACUCUGCGCUGUCGUAAUGGUGGCCUCUGAAACUCAUCUGUCGACUGUCUCUGUCACUCUUACGGCAACGUCGUUUCGCUGUCUCGCUCAUCGUUUUACAUCGUUUCAGACAUUUCAAAUUCUUGACUUGUUUCUCGAAGAGUUGAGGAGUUUCUUUAUUCCAUGGGAUUUGGGAGGUUUGUUUGCUCAUAUCCAUGUAAUUGUACGUAGAUAUUAAUUUAACCAGAGUAUUAAUCAAGUAUUUUUUCCAUCCAUCCAAUGCGACAUGACUUUGUUGUGUAGUCUAUUAUUUCGAGAAUGCAAUAAAAAAUUUAUAUCUCAAUGAAUUUUCCAAAGCAAUA
Molecule: messenger RNA, 2484 nt
Organism: Pararge aegeria (speckled wood butterfly)
Lineage: Eukaryota; Metazoa; Arthropoda; Insecta; Lepidoptera; Nymphalidae
Gene: Pkc53E
Product: protein kinase C, brain isozyme
Exons: 13
Coding region: 104-2107 (667 amino acids)
Biological process (GO): protein phosphorylation
Molecular function (GO): ATP binding; zinc ion binding; diacylglycerol-dependent serine/threonine kinase activity
Source: RefSeq, a predicted model, not a curated record